Labrus bergylta (ballan wrasse) is the source of this 4014-nucleotide messenger RNA. The record is from RefSeq and is a predicted model, not a curated record. Lineage: Eukaryota; Metazoa; Chordata; Actinopteri; Labriformes; Labridae.
UGUCCGUGUCAGUCGGUGCUGGAGUGUUUUCACUGAAGCUGCUUCUCCUCCGCCGGUUCCACAGAAACAGACGGGAGCGAUGGAGGAAGAGUUAAAAUGCCCCGUGUGCGGUUCUCUCUUCAAGGAGCCCAUCCUGCUGCCGUGCUCCCACAAUGUCUGCCUGGCCUGCGCCCGGAACAUCACCGUCCAGACCCCGGACGGAGAGACCCCGGUGCAGAGCCGAGCCUCGGGCAGCUCUGACUAUGACUACCUGGACAUGGACAAGAUGAGUCUGUACAGCGAGACGGACAGCGGAUACGGCUCCUACACGCCGUGCCAGCUCAAGUCCCCGAACGGCGUGCGUGUGUUUCCCCCGGCCGUCGCCCUCCGACACUGCUCCCUCACCUGUCCGCUGUGUCACCGGAGCGUCUCUCUGGAUGAGCGCGGGCUCCGGGGUUUCCCUCGGAACCGGCUCCUUGAGGCCAUCGUCGCGCGGUACCAGCAAAACCGCGCCGCCUCCGCCUCCGCCGCGUCGUCGUCUUCUUCUUCGGCGGUGAAGUGCCAGCUGUGCGACCGCAACCCGGUGGACGCGACGGUGAUGUGCGAGCAGUGCGACGUCUACUACUGCAACGCCUGUCAGCAGCGGUGUCACCCGUCCCGCGGUCCGCUCGCCAAACACCGCCUGGUGCCGCCGAGGAAGCAAGCGGCAGGAGGCGGCGCGGCAGGCGGAGGAGGGAGCGGCGUGAGCGGCGGCGGCGGUGUGGGAGGCAGCGACGGUCAGCAGCCGCCUGCUACCGCGCGGAAACCGGCGACUUGCAUUGACCAUGAGGCGGAGAACUUCAGCAUGUACUGCUACAGCUGCAAGAUCCCGGUGUGUAUGAAGUGUCUGCAGGAGGGGAAACACGCCAAACACGACGUGAAAACGCUGGCCAUGAUGUGGAAACAACACAAGUGCCAGCUGUCCCAGGCCCUGAACGGCGUCUCAGACAAAGCUAAAGACGCAAAAGAGUUCCUGGUUCAACUCAAGAACAUGUUACAGCAGAUACAGGAGAGCGGUGUGGAGUUCGAAGCUUGCCUCGUGGCCCAGUGUGACUCUCUGAUCGAGGCCCUCACAAGACAGAAAGCCAAAUUGCUCACCAAAGUCACCAAGGAGAAAGAGUACAAACAAAAGGUGGUACGUGACCAGAUCACCCACUGCACCAUGAAGCUUCGUCAGACCACCGGGAUGAUGGAGUACUGUCUGGAAGUCCUCAAAGAGAACGAUCCCAGUGGAUUUCUGCAGAUAUCAGAUGCUCUGAUAAAGCGGGUGAUAUCGUCUCAGGACCAGUGGGUGAAGGGGGCACUGGAGCCAAAAGUGGGCCCUGAGUUUGACCUCACCCUAAACACCGACUCGCUGCUGCAGACCAUCCUGCAGCUGGACUUCUGCCAGGGAAAAGAUGUACAGGAGAUUCCGUUUUUGAAACAAAUGCAGGCAGCAGACAGUGAUGAGACUGACAUGGAGACAGAGAGCCCCGGAGUGGAGGCCGGACCCGGGGUGCCGGCAGCGCCUCUCCUGCAGCUGGAGAAGUGCUGCACAAGGGACAACAGCGCCACCCUGGCCUGGAGGGUAAAUGCGCCCCCUAGCAGUGCCAUUGAAGGCUACAUUCUGGAGCUGGAUGAUGGAAACGGGGGACAGUACAGGGAGGUAUAUGUGGGGAAGGAGACAGUGUGCACGGUGGAUGGACUCCAUUUUAACAGCUCCUACAAUGCAAGAGUGAAAGCUUACAAUGCCAUCGGUGUUGGGCCGUACAGCAAGACCGUGGUGCUCAAGACCUCUGAUGUGGCCUGGUUUACAUUUGAUCCCAGCACAGCUCACAGGGACAUCGCUCUGACGAAUGAUAACCAGACAGUCUCCUGUAACAGCUACGAUGACCGCGUUGUGUUGGGAACUGCUGCUUUCUCCAAGGGCAUCCACUACUGGGAGGUCUGCAUCGACCGCUACGACAACCACCCGGACCCUGCGUUUGGCGUGGCACGCAUCAACACCAUGAAAGACAUGAUGCUGGGGAAAGAUGACAAGGCAUGGGCCAUGUACGUGGACAACAACCGCUCCUGGUUUAUGCACAACAACUCGCACACUAACAGGGCGGAGGGAGGCAUCACUAAGGGCUCAUCUGUUGGCGUCCUGCUGGAUCUGACCAAACACACUCUGACCUUCUUCAUUAACAAGCAGCAGCAUGGACCCACUGCCUUUGAGAGCCUGGAAGGGGUCUUUGUACCUGCUGUGAGCCUCAACAGAAAUGUACAGGUCACCUUACUGACGGGCCUGGAGCUGCCAAAGAAUAUCAAACAGUAGAAGACCCGUCCUCUCUGUGUGCGUGUCCUGGAUUCAAACCAACGGCGACAAACACAGUUGGCUCCCCACAUGGAUCUUUUUUUUCUCCGCGUCACGUCAGACCUCUCCCAGCUUCUCAAGGUGCCCUUUGUCUUGGAUAAACUUCAGUGUGAAGCCCUGGAGUUAGAGGAAUACAUUUGAGUUAAUAUUUGCUAUAAAUCCCACGAUUGAAGCUUUUGGAAAUCACAACAGAGAUGCCUGGAGUUACUGUAGAUUGCCACACUUUUUCCACAAUCCAAGUUUUAGCCCUGUGAGACCCCAGAUACAAACAACAACAAUUUAAUGAUUCCAGCUUGUAUCUUUUAGUAAUUCAUUAUUUUUUAAGACAAUACAGCUUUAAAUUUCUCCUGAAAGUCUGAAACUCUUAUUUGGAAGAUUCCAACUCUGUGCAGUGAAUAAUACGAGUGCUAGUUAGUGAUUUUAAAUUGACAAGAUCUUAUCUAUACUGGAAGAAAACAACUCCACAGUCAUUUUAAAAAGUCAGCAACAACAAGAAGCUGCCUUUAGGAGUCGACAAAAUGAGCGAGCAACAGUUCAAUGUUAGUCUGUUCCUCUCUCUGUCUCUUUACAGCUCACAACUUAAAAACCUGAAGUGAUUUGUAGGAGUCUUAGCGACACCGCGGGAUGUUUCACUCAUGAAAUAUUUAAACAAAUCUAAACUUUUCUCUGCACAUCUCGGUUAUGGCUCCAUUAUGCACUUCUUCCUCUGUUGUCUCCUUCUUCUGUAUCUCAUGCAAAGAGGCAUAAACAUUGUUCGGCGCUGUUGUCUAAGAGGUUUACACGCUGAGCUGACGCUGGGGGAAGGAACAGGCUCAGGUCCAUUUCAGCUUCAGUGAUGUGACAGAUCUGCAGAGUGUGGGAGUGAGUGGACACCUGGCAGAAGAAGAAGAAGUGCAUAAUUUUGCAAUGCAAAGUGGUUAUAUGACUCUUGUUUUUGUGCCAGUCGGAAGUCUCUAAAGUAGGAUUGGUUGUAAUGAAAUACUGAAGAGGGGAAUCAUUGUGUAGUUCAAAUGGGAGGGGGGAAAUCAGGAACACUUGACUGCAGGCUGUUGGUUGGUGUAGUAUAGUGUAAAGACUGUGAACAGCAUUGAUUUCCAUCUGUACUACACAGAAAUUAAGCAUUAUAGUCAUCAUCUGAGGUCCCAGUUAGUGGAUAUAGUUUCCUUCAAACGGAGCCAGGCUGGCUGUUUAUCUCACUGUAUGCAGAGUUAAACUAACCUUCUGCCAAAUACAAGCAACAGAAGUUAUGAAUAUGUGAUGUCCAGCUUCUCAUCCCACUUUCUGAAAGAAAAUCAGAAUAUUUCACUAAAAGCCAGCUGCUUCAUUUCCUAACAUCUAAAUAAAGUUUUCUCCUUUGAAAAAAAUAUCUACAAACAUCGGCAAGAAAAACAACACAGUCACGCACACUUAUGGAAAAUCAUGCUAAAAACACUUUAACAAUCACGAUGUUUCAAGUGUUCUCAGGCGAUAGUUUUAAAUAACCAUGGAGCAGAUGAUGAUGAUGAUGAAGACCAUUUGGUCAAAACUCUGAUUUUUACUCUUGUUGCGUCGCUGACUCAGUGUGUGGGCUUGUCUUCUUUUUUUUCUUGCUUCUGAUUUUGAGUUGCCCUGCACCUGCAUGAUGUGAAUAUAACCCCCCCAACCCACCCCCCUUCACCAAA